AUGUCGCCAUAUUUAUUUUUGAUAUGUAUUGAGAGGUUAGCCCAUUUAAUCCAAGCUCGAGUUAGUGAUGGCUUGUGGAGACCGAUUCACGUGGGGAAUGGGGAGGUGCGGGUACCGUAUUUGAUGUUCGCUGAUGACUUAUUGCUCUUCCUUGAGGCGUCAGAGGAUCAAGGUUAUUUAGCUAAAGAAGUUCUUAAAAGAAAUUGUUCACAGUCGGGUCUAAAGACAACAUGGCUUCCAUCUUCGAUUUGCGAGGGCCUGGAAAAAAGGUGUAGGACUUUUCUGUGGGGCGGGAAUUGGAGUCAAAGAAAAAUCCUCCUUGUAUCAUGGGAGUCGGUAUGUCGAAGUAAAGAGUCCAGUGAUGGGAUUAAAGCGACAACGGGAGAUGAAUAUGGCCCUUUUAAUGAAACUAGGAUGGUCCCUUUUGACAAAGACGAAUAUUCUAUGGUAGCUGUGAGGGAGCUAAUUCUAAGCACAUCGAUGCAGCGGCCGCCCAACGAGCCCUCCUCGGCCACAUGGGACUGCAUGCUUCCGGGGCCGCCCUCCAAGAACAACGGCGGAUCUGCCGACCUCUCCGCCGCUGGCCUCCUCGCCUACGCCGCCGGCAGCUCGGUUGCUGUCGUCGACACCCAUUCCAUGCAACUGGUCGCUACCCUCCCCCUCCCCCCGCCACCCUCCGCCGCCGCCUCUCCUUUCAUCACCGCCGUGCGGUGGUCUCCUCUCCCCCUCCCCCACCACCUCCUAGAGAGCGAGAACACCUCCCCGCACCUCGUUCUCUCUGUUGGCGACCGCCACGGACGCAUAUCUCUGCUUGAUUUCCGCUCCAGAGCUCCCAUUCUCUUCUUCGACACAAAUUAUCCCAAUUCUUCGAAAUUAGGUAUCCAGGAUCUGUGCUGGAUCCAGACCCGACUCGACAUUUGGGCCCUUGCCGCCAUUUCAGGACCCUCUUUGCUCUCCAUCUACAACACCGCCACUGGCAGGUGCUUCUUCAAGUACGACGCCUCUCCAGAGUUCUUCUCAUGUCUACGCCGUGAUCCCUUCGAUUCCCGCCAUUUCUGUGCCCUGGGACUCAAGGGAUUCCUGCUGUCCGUUAAGUUGCUGGGUGAUGAUUCUGAAAGCGAUGUUGUACUGAGGGAGCUUCAGAUUCCUAUGGACACCUCGGAAUUGCAGAGGCUGGAGCGAGAUUCCUCUGGCAGCAGUGGCAGUAACAAUGGGGCACCGGCCUCUGCCGUUUUUCCCAAUUAUGUGGUGAGAUUUGCAUUCUCACCACACUGGAAGCAUGUGAUAUUGGUUGGAUUUCCGAGAGAGCUGGUGUUGUUUGACUUGCAAUAUGAAUCAGUGUUGUUCGCAGGGGGCCUGCCGAGGGGCUGCGGCAAGUUCUUGGAGGUGUUGCCAGACACAAAUAUGGAGGUCUUUUACUGUGCCCAUUUGGAUGGGAAGCUCAGUACAUGGCGACGGAAAGAGGGAGAGCAGGCGCACCUUAUGUGUUCAGUGGAUGAAUUAAUGCCAUCAAUUGGCACAACUGUUCCUUCUCCCUUACUUCUUGCAGUUGCCAUCUCCCAAUCGGAUUGCACUCUCCAAGACAUUCACAAGCUUUGUCCUGACAUAGAUUCACAUGAUCUGAAUUUUGACAACUCUUUUGAUUUCCUUGCCAAAACUUCAGUGAUUUCUAAGACACAUUUGAUAUCCAUUUCGGAUGAUGGAAACGUGUGGAAAUGGCUCCUCACUGCUGAGGGGCCUAUGGACGGCCAGAGGGAUAGAGAAAAGGUGAAAAGGGUUGAUGAAGUAUGUGAAGUUUCAGAACCCCUUGAAUUUGAACGCAAAUCAGAAGUUGUUACUGUCGAUGAACAUGCAACAAAAACAAUGACACACUUAUAUGAUACGAAAGGCAUAGAGAACCGUCAAUCCUGCCCCACUAUUGUUGCUGAUGAAGUGUCAUUUAAGGUGAAUCUAGUGGGAGAGGUCCAUCUUUUGUCAUCAGCUGUGUCUAUGCUGGCUGUACCAUCCCCAUCAUUGACAGCUAUUUUGGCACGUGGUGGAAACUCUCCUGCUGUUGCUGUUCCGCUAGUUGCUUUAGGAACACAAAGUGGCACGAUUGAUGUGGUCGACAUCUCCGCCAAUGCUGUUGCUGCAAGUUUUUCUGUUCACAGCAGUGUGGUCAGAGGAUUACGUUGGCUAGGCAAUUCAAGACUCGUUUCAUUUUCUUAUACACAGGUAACAGAGAAAACCGGUGGAUAUGUUAAUAGGCUUGUUAUAACUUGCUUAAGAAGUGGCCUUAAUCGAUCUUUUCGAGUACUACAAAAGCCAGAGCGAGCACCAAUAAGAGCACUACGGGCUUCUUCUUCUGGCAGAUAUCUUUUGAUAAUGUUCCGGGAUGCACCUGUUGAGGUCUGGGCUAUGACAAAGACACCAAUGAUGCUAAGGUCAUUAGCACUUCCGUUUACCGUUCUUGAAUGGACUCUUCCAACAGUUCCAAAGCCAUUGCAAAGCAAACCUUCAAGGACCUCUUCCUUUUUAUCCAGAGAUCGUGCUAGCACUCCCGUAACUGCGACCUCAUCUCCAACUAAAUCGUCAACAGAUGCUAAGGAAUCAGCAGAAGGAUCCCAAGAUGAAUUUUCAGAGAGCUUUGCAUUUGCUUUGGUGAAUGGUGCAGUUGGAGUAUUCGAGGUCCAUGGACGAAGAAUCCGUGAUUUCAGACCCAAAUGGCCAUCAUCUUCUUUUGUUUCCUCUGACGGACUGAUUACAGCCAUGGCUUAUCGUUUGCCUCAUGUGGUAAUGGGAGACAGGGCAGGGAACAUACGCUGGUGGGAUGUAACAACUGGGCAGUCAUCCUCAUUCAACACUCACAGAGAUGGUAUUAGGAGAAUCAAGUUCUCACCAGUUGUCCCUGGAGAUAGUAGCCGCGGGCGCAUUGCCGUGCUAUUUUAUGACAAUACGUGUUCUGUGUUUGAUCUUGAUUCAGCUGAUCCAUUGGCUAAUUCCCUUUUACAACCACAAUUUCCUGGAACUUUAGUACUUGAGCUUGACUGGCUACCAUUGCGGACAAACAAGGAUGAUCCUCUGGUACUGUGCAUUGCUGGAGCUGAUAGCAGUUUUCGUCUUGUUGAACUUAAUGUAAGUGACCAAAAAGUGGGAGACUUCGGUUUGCAAACACGAAAUAAAGAGAGAUUUCGGCCCGUACCUUUGCCAUCCCCUGUAUUGCUCCCUGUACCACAUGCCCUGGCAUUGCGGAUGAUUUUACAGUUUGGCGUGAAACCUUCGUGGUUUCAUGUAUUCACUUCAACUGCUAUUGAGGAAUGUUCACAUAUCCCAGGAACCCCGUCAUCCGGGGAUCUCCGUGGUUAUAUGGUGGAUUCACUAUAUAUUGGUGACUCUGCUGUUCCGGAGAUGCUUCUUAAAGUAUUAGAGCCUUACCGUAAGGAAGGUUGCCUGCUUGAUGAUGAGAGAUUAAGACUAUAUGGUAAAGUCGUUCAUAAAGGCUCCACAUUGAGGUUGGCAUUUGCAGCUGCCAUCUUUGGUGAAUCCAUGGAAGCGCUUUUCUGGCUUCAGUUACCUAAUGCUCUCAACCACUUCAUGAAUAGAUUGGUUAAAAGACCAUCACAAAAAGGCCCUCAUGCAGCUCAAAAUCCUGAAAUUGAUGAGGAAUCUAUGUUGAGCAGGAUAUCUUCAAAAGGAAAAUCAGUGCCUGGAUCGGGGGGGCAAAAGAAUGUUUUGGUUAAUUGUCAACUUAAAUUGAUGGCUUUUGAACAGCAAGAAUUGUGGGAGCGUGCUAAUGAACGUAUUAAUUGGCAUGAAAAAUUGGAUGGUGAAGAGGCAAUACAGAACCGUGUGCAUGAACUUGUGUCGGUUGGAAACUUAGAAGCUGCUGUAAGUUUGCUCCUCUCUACUUCUCCAGAAAGCUCUUACUUCUAUUCAAAUGCUCUGCGAGCUGUUGCCCUUGCCUCUGCUGUAUCUUCUUCUCUACUUGAACUGGCUGUGAAGGUUGUUGCAGCCAAUAUGGUCAGAAAUGAUAGGUCAAUGUCUGGCACACAUCUGCUUUGUGCAGUAGGGAGGUAUCAGGAAGCUUGUUCCCAGUUACAGGAUGCAGGAUGCUGGACUGAUGCUGCAACAUUGGCUGCAACACACUUAAAAGGAUCCGAUUAUGCAAGGGUGUUACAAAGAUGGGCAGAACAUGUUCUUCAUGCUGAACAUAACAUAUGGAGGGCCUUGAUUUUGUAUGUGGCAGCCGGUGCACUGCAGGAAGCUUUAGCCGCACUUCGGCAGGCACAGCUGCCGGACACUGCAGCCAUGUUCAUUGACGUUUGCCGUCAAAUCCAUUCAGAAUUUCUGUCCCGACUGGAUUCUGACGAAGACGAAGAUACUUGUCUAAAGGAGAAGGUUAUCGACUUGCCUGGCCUUAACCCUGCAAAUGAAGAUGUCGUUGCCGUCGCCGAGUAUUUCGGACAGUACCAAAGGAAGCUAGUGCAUCUUUGCAUGGAUUCUCAGCCUUACACCGACUGA
This is a messenger RNA of Striga hermonthica, 4500 nucleotides long. The record is from the annotation of a GenBank genome assembly. Lineage: Eukaryota; Viridiplantae; Streptophyta; Magnoliopsida; Lamiales; Orobanchaceae.